Rhea pennata is the source of this 2211-nucleotide messenger RNA. It is a transcript of the gene CFAP91, whose product is annotated as cilia and flagella associated protein 91. The coding region runs from base 16 to 2211 and encodes 731 amino acids. The record is from RefSeq and is a predicted model, not a curated record. The transcript has 15 exons. Lineage: Eukaryota; Metazoa; Chordata; Aves; Rheiformes; Rheidae.
CCAAUUUUCAGAAGCAUGUUUAGCAGUCUCAUCCAUUUCCCUGGCUACAAUAUGUGCCUGGAAGGCAAAGAUCCAGUGCCUCCAUUUAUUGACCGAAGAUGGAGAGGGAGGGCUCAGCAAUGCCUGGAAGCUCUUCAGCUGCUUGCUGUAGCUCAACCUUCUCUUCAGAUACCUCACAUUGUGUAUGAAGAUCCUGAAGUCUGUGGAAGAAAUCGCUAUAAAUACUUUGGACGACCUCUCAUCCCUUUUAAUAAGCCGUUUCCACUAAAUGUUUCCUAUGCAAUGCCAAAGACAGAGCCCUAUGUUUAUUCAGCUACCAGAAAUGGCAGGGUCUUUGGUCCCCAGUUACGAACUCUGGGUACACAGACAGAUUACAGGGAUGGUGAAGCCCAGACUGACCCCUAUUCCCCUGAAUAUGUAGUUGUCUCUGGCUCAGUCCCUGAACUUCUGACACUUGCUACUCUCACUUGGGGUCGAGGGCUACCAGCAGGACUAGCCGAGGUGGAGAUGAUUGAACGUGCCCGGGAAAAACGAGCUUGGGAAGCAACUCUUCCACCCCUGGACAAUGCCUCCCAAAUUGCAAAGAGGAGGAAAAUGAUGGAUGAUAUGGAGAAGAAGGAGUGGGCCUUUAGAGAACAGGAAAUAGAAAAGUUGCAGGAGGUUCGACUGGAAGUCUUAAAGAAGCUGCUGUGGAGGAGAGAGGAGAAGCAGAAUGAGUUGAAUGUCAAGUGCUUGGAUGCCCACUGGCAAAAUUAUCAAAAGGCUAAAGAAGAGAAAGUAAAAAAAAAUCAGCAUGAGUGUGCACUGAUGGUCAGAAAACUGAUAGCUAAGAGGAAGAACGUGGGAGGGAAGCUGGAGAGACGAGAUAUCAUCACAGACUAUGCUGACUUUGCAUCACAAACACAUGCUCCUUUGUCUAGAAUUGGUUAUUUCCCAGACAACCAUUCUGAACGCUACAUGGUAAAAAACUACUAUCUUAACACAUUUGCAGGAUUGUGUCAGCUGGAAGCAUCUCUCCCAGAUUCUGUCACCCAAGUCCAGAUUAACGCUCCAAAACCUAAAUGCACUACCACUAAGACUGGAUUUAUUAAAAGAUCAGCAAGGCUAGAGGCAGAGUUGGCACAAGUUCACCAGGCACUACUGGACAAGAAGAAUAAAGUCAAGGAGCCAAAGAAGCCCCUUCGUUUCCUUGAAAAAGUAGAAAAACCUGUUCCUCGCCCCCCGACGCCAACCCUGGAAAAACCAUCAGUCGAGGAAGAGGAGACAGAACUGGCAGUGAUUUGUUUGCAGAAAUUGCUCCGAGGAAGAGCUAUUCAGAACAUGAUGUUUGAAGGGAAGGAAAAGCGACUGGAACUGAUUCAAGAGUUGCGAACCACUCACGCACUUCAGGAGGACGUCCAGCUGCUUAUGAAGGCAGAGAAGCAAGCGACACUGGCCUUACAGCAACAGCAUGACUUGCAAAUGCACAAGCUAUCACAAAUGGAAAACCACUUGGCCUGGGCAGAAGGAAGGACACUGGCGAACAUGUUUGAUUUCCUCUCUAAAGAGCUGUUGAGGCUACAAGAAGAGCGGAAGAUCCAUGCUUUUGUCAUGCUGGCUGAGAGGCAGCGGCGAAUGCGGGAAGCAGAGGAGAGUGGACGCCGCCAAGUAGAAGAGAUGCAACGGCAGGAAGAGGAUGAGAUUUUCAGACAGGUGGUCAAAGUGCACCAGAGCACUGUUGACUCCUACUUGGAAGACAUUAUCUUGAGCAGCAUGGAGAAAACAGCUGAAGAACAAGCCAGGGAAGAGAUUCAGAGAAUGGCUGUAGAAAUCAAUGACAUUGCGUACGAAAUGGAAAAUCGUCGAACUCACCUACAGUCAGAAGAGAUUGUAGCAGAGCUGGUUUAUAGUUUCCUGAUUCCAGAGGUUGAGAAAAUCUCUGUCAAAGAGAAAGUGAGGCAGGCCCAAAGAAAACACAUCAAUGCUGCUCAUCAAAUCAUCCACAGGGACACAGAGAGAGUAGUGGCUGAUCUGGCUUUGCGUCAGGAGCCGUCUGCUAGCGAGAUAAAGGGAGAUUCUCCUACUGCGACAGCUAGCACCGCUUCAAGCAGGACAACUGCUGGAUUGAGCACAGUCACACAUGAACUAUCUAAAGUUCCAGGUGACAAAAGCCCAGGAGAGACAGCAGAGACCCAUUCGGAUGUAUCAGACAUGGAUACCCCAGCUUCCUAG